Messenger RNA from Sinocyclocheilus anshuiensis, 2405 nucleotides. RefSeq names its product UBX domain-containing protein 6-like. The coding region runs from base 239 to 1552 and encodes 437 amino acids. Gene Ontology annotation, molecular function: protein binding. The transcript is spliced from 11 exons. The record is from RefSeq and is a predicted model, not a curated record. Gene Ontology annotation, cellular component: cytoplasm. Lineage: Eukaryota; Metazoa; Chordata; Actinopteri; Cypriniformes; Cyprinidae.
GGCUAAAAUCAGUUUAGCAACUUAAAAGAGAUCUCUUUAUCCUUCCCCUCCGCUUGGUGUCGCUAAAACCCAAUAUUUGCGUUCCGAUCGGUUUGCGAGCGUAUUUCCGGUUGAGAGUCUGUCCUCUUCCCGAGGUAAACACAUCGCUUGGGUGGUGGUGUGUCUGACAGUUAUAAAUAAUUAACAACUUAUUUUUAAUUUUUUAAAUAAAAUUUUUGCACAUAGUUUAUCGCUAAGAAUGAAGAAGUUUUUCGACGACAUCAAGAAGGAUAUAAAAUUCAAGUCAGCAGGACCAGGAAAGAAACUUACAGAUGACCGCAGCUCUAAACCUCAAGCGCCAAAGGUUCCUCACGGGGCGCCCAGAAAAACGCCCACCGAGGGCGCAGAGAAAGCAGGGGCCGCGGCCCUCGCCAGGAUCGAGCAACAGCACCGGCCAGUGUUGAAAACGUCCCAGGAUGCCAUAAGGAAUCAGGUGAAGCGCGAACUUGAAGCAGAGGCGGCUGCCACGGCUGCCAGCCUGAAGAACACUGAUGUCGAGGGCUCUGGUGUUCCACAGAAGGAUCUGUCUUGUUUCUCAGUGUCGGGAGUUUUCUUUAUCUGUCCUCUCACUGGAAAAACCUUAACAAAGACCGAAAGAGAAAUGCACAUAAAGGAGGCCAUUCUGAUGAGGUUCUCAGAGGAUGCGAUAGAGGCCUCCAUUAUGAUGAUUCACACCUUUAAUAAAGACAAAGAGAAAGUAAAGGCUGCCAUUGAUGUCAUUAGCAAGUACGUCGAAAACAUCUGUAAGAAUCCGACUGAGGAAAAGUACAGGAAGAUCAAACUUGGCAAUAAAGUGUUUCAGGACAAAGUCAGUGGGAUUGAAGGAUCUCGGGAGUAUCUUCAGGCCUUGGGAUUUGAAAGCACCACGCUGCCAGUAGAUGGCGAAGACAGGACUGAGGAGUUCCUGGUGCUGCCGGUGCAGGAAUCGGAGGCUCUGGAGCAGAUGAAGGUUCAUUUGGAGCGGCUGCAGAAGGGCGAGCCGGUCAGAGCCAAGCUGGACCGUCAGAUGCAGGUCUUCAGACCCUCACAGCAUGCCACACACUUCCAGCUUCCCCCAGACUUCUACAAUCUGACCGCGGAGGAACUGAAAAGAGAACAGCAACUGAAGAGUGAAAUCGUGGAGAGAAACACGAUGCUGCGAACCAAAGCCAUGCGUGAAAAAGAUGAGCAGAGGGAGAGAAGAAAGUACAACUACGUGCUUCUGAGAGUGCGGUUACCGGAUGAAAAUAUACUACAGGGCACUUUCCUGGCGUGGGAGAGGGUAGCAGCGUUGUACCAGUUUGUGCGCGAUUCUCUAGAGAACGGCUGGCAACCCUUUGAGCUGAUGGCACCCGGAGGACAAAAACUGAAGGAUGAUGAGGAAUUGGCUCUGAAUGAGUGCAACCUGGCCCCAGCAGCUCUGCUGACCUUCUCAUGGGACGCCGCAGUGCAGGCAGACAUCGCGGCAGCCGGAGGAAAGAAUGCUAUUCUGCUUAAAGCAGCACUGUUAGAGAACAUCAAGACCCUGAGCUGAACAUUUAGUCUUGCUGUGUCUCCCCGGUCACUGCUGUCCCUGCCUGCGCUCUCUCGCCGCUCCUAGUCCACCACCACAAUCCCACACGGUUUCACAGGAUGAGCCCGAUACAUCGAGUGUGUCCACGGCAUGUGCUAGGUAGAUUUAUAUGGUGCUAAACGGUUUUCCUGUCAGUGAUGUUAUGUGGAGUGUUAGCACCAUAUGGGCCAAUUUCCAAACAAUCUGUUCUGUUCUAAUGCAUUGUUGCUUGAGGUAUCAUGACCAGUCAUUAUAUGAUGAUGGAAGAUGCUCAGUUCGGUUGGAAAUGGUCUUUAAGAGGAUCUCUUGUCAUUUAAAGCACUUUUUAGCUACUGCCGAGAGAGAAAUGUCGAUGUACCAUAAAAUCUCAUUGUGACAACAGAAGCACUGUUUGAAAUGUAUCUAACGUGAGCUCUACCAAGUUCUGAUUGUCUUUUGUUUUAUUUCCUGCUUAACAUAAAUGAAACUACGCAUGAAUGUUAUAACGCAACUUAAAUUAGACUAAAAGCUCUGGUCUCCAACAACAAUCUACCUCCCAAUGCAGAUAAAUGUCCACUCAUUUCAUUUAAAAUGUCAGCUAAUUGAAUACACCCAAUGCACGUGACAAAUUUCAUCCAGUUUUUUUUUUUUUUGCACUAGUUGUCCACAAGAUUGCAACACUGGCCCAGCUGUGAAUGUGCAAGAUUUCCACUUCAUUAGCCACUAGAUCUAAACUAGAAGAAUAUCAAUAGAGUAAUAAAGUGCAGUAAACUGUAAAACUGUUGGCGCUACAAACAAGUGUUUAUGGUUAUAAUGAAUUAAAAUGAUAAAUAUCAGUUUGCAAUAUUUAGCAGCA